This is a messenger RNA of Lycium barbarum (goji berry), 1902 nucleotides long. Its product is annotated as sodium/calcium exchanger NCL-like. Gene Ontology annotation, cellular component: membrane. Lineage: Eukaryota; Viridiplantae; Streptophyta; Magnoliopsida; Solanales; Solanaceae. The transcript is spliced from 7 exons. The coding region runs from base 22 to 1734 and encodes 570 amino acids. The record is from RefSeq and is a predicted model, not a curated record. Gene Ontology annotation, biological process: calcium ion transmembrane transport; intracellular calcium ion homeostasis. Gene Ontology annotation, molecular function: calcium ion binding; calcium:proton antiporter activity.
AUUUUCAUACCAUUAGUGAAAAUGCAUCUGAAAACAUAUCUCCUUCUCCUCAUCCUCCUUAUCUUCCCCGGCACCAUUUACGGCCGUUUAAUAUCCGAUGGAGUUCAUACCGGGAUCGGUCGUGACUCAGAUAUUGUCCGGCUCGACUGGAAUAAUUUUGCCGGUGCCGUGGAAGAGAGUUGUAAACAGAGUUAUGGAUUUCUGCCUUGUACUAAUACUGCUUUUGGAAAUGCUUUUCUUAUUUUGGUUUAUGGUUAUCUUAUGUUCCUUGGUGCUAUGUAUCUGUCUGCUGGUAGUGAACUCUUGCUUGAGAUUUUAGGACCUGGUCUUAUUGGUGGACUAUUUCUUCCUGUGCUUGGUGCUCUUCCUGAUGCUAUGCUCAUUUUCGUAUCAGGGAUAUCUGGAGGUUCUGCAGCUGCUCAGAGCCAGGUUUCUGUAGGAAUGGGCUUGCUAGCUGGGUCAACUGUGAUGCUUAUUACUGUUAUUUGGGGAAUCUGUUGCAUUGUUGGCAAGUGCGACAUACAAAAUUCUACUGCUGUAGACUCGAAAGACACUAAAAUAUUCAGCUUGACGGGUUCUGGUGUUAGUACUGACGUCUGGACAAGCCAUGCUGCAACGAUAAUGGCCGUGUCUGUAACUCCAUUUCUUGUUGUCCAAUUGCCACAGCUCCUCAGUUCAACUUCAGCAAGACAUUUAUCUGUCUUGAUUGCUCUAAUCGUUUCACUGACACUGCUUGUUUCUUAUUGUCUCUAUCAGGUCUUUCAGCCUUGGAUACAGAGUAGACGACUUGAUUUUGUAAAACAGAAGCAUGUUAUAUCAGGAGUUUUGAAACAUUUAACAAAACAUGCAUUGGGGAGGCUUUGUACAGACGAGGGAGAACCAAAUAUAGACGUUUUGGAGAAGCUAUUCAAGGCGAUUGACGAAGAUGAUGAUGGUUAUCUUUCCCACUCUGAAUUAAGAGCUCUGGUAGUAGGAAUCCGUCUUGAUGAGAUAAACCAAAUUGAGAAGGAUGCUGUGGAAAAACUGAUGAAAGACUUCGAUACUUCUCAUGAUAACCAAAUUGAACUGUCUGAGUUCACUGCUGGAGUUGCAAAAUGGCUUAAUGAGGCCAGAGGUUCCAAGGCUCCUUCUCUUGAAACUGGUCCUUCUGAUACAAUGAAGUGUCUCACUGAUUUGCAUGAGGAAACAAGGAGAGAACACCAUUUCUUAGGGGAUCAAGGUGACGGAGGUGUUGAAGAUGUUGAAAAUCCCAGAUCAAUUGCAAUUAAGGCUGUUCUAUUGCUGUUGCUGGGCACCGUCAUUGCUGCCGUGUUUGCUGAUCCCCUGGUUGAUGCUGUCAAUAAUUUCUCCAGUGCCACCAGCAUUCCUUCUUUCUUCAUCUCAUUCAUAGCGCUGCCACUGGCAACCAACUCCAGUGAGGCAGUGUCAGCUAUUGUCUUUGCUAGCCGGAAAAAGUUGAGAUCUGCAUCAUUAACAUUUUCUGAGUUGUACGGAUCAGUGACUAUGAACAAUCUCCUUUGUCUAUCCGUCUUCCUGUCUCUCGUCUAUGCCAGAGGAUUGUCAUGGGACUUCUCAUCAGAAGUGCUGGUUAUUCUGAUUGUUUGUGUUGUUGUGGGGGUCUUUGCAAGUGUUCGUAGCACCUUUCCCCUUUGGACUUCUUUGCUAGCUUUUCUACUUUAUCCCUUGUCUCUUGUACUUGUAUAUGUUCUCGACUACAAAUGUGGUUGGACUUAGACCCUUUUGGUUGAAUUUGUAUUUUGAGCUACGCCGCACUUAAGUUGCUCUUGGACAUGCUAAAACGUCAUUAACUUAAAAGCUGAGGCUAUUUUGUUGUAUCUGUACCUUUACUUUCCCUCUUGUAAUAAACCAUCUCACUAUUAUUAAGUUGACCGCUUCUGCAUA